Messenger RNA from Syzygium oleosum, 1704 nucleotides. RefSeq names its product high mobility group B protein 6. NCBI's taxonomy places the organism in Eukaryota, Viridiplantae, Streptophyta, Magnoliopsida, Myrtales, Myrtaceae. Gene Ontology annotation, molecular function: DNA binding. Bases 56 to 1573 code for a protein of 505 amino acids. The record is from RefSeq and is a predicted model, not a curated record. The transcript is spliced from 9 exons.
CUCUCUCUCUCUCUCUCUCUCUCUCUCUCUCUCUCUCUCUCUCUGUGAAAACGCCAUGGCUGAUACCGCAGUUUCUGAAGCCAUCCCCACUAAGAAAUCGAGGAACAACACCCGGAAGGCGCUGAAGCAGAAGAACCCGUCUCCGAAUGAAGCCAACAUCUUAGCCCCACAGCAACAAACCCUCCUCCCUCUGCAGCCCAGUGGCGACGAUGACUCUGGCUCGGCUCUUAAGGAGAACAGCGAGAGCCUCUCGCAGCCCCGCUCGUCCCCGAAGAAGGGCAAGCCAAGGGCGAACUCGAAGAAGCAAGCGGCAGCCACGAUGGCAGGCGGCUUCGAGAAGGAGCUGCAGGAGAUGCAGGAGAUGAUGGAGAAGCUGAGAAUCGAGAAGGCGAAGACGGAGGAGAUGUUGAAGGAGAGGGACGAAAUGCUGAAGCAGAAGGAGGAGGAGCUCGAGGUCAAAGGAAGAGAGCACGAGAAGCUCCAGGGCGAGCUCAAGAACUUGCAGAAAAUCAAGGAAUUCAAGCCCACUAUGACAUUCCCGAAUGUUCAAUCUGGAAGAGACAAGGAACACGAGAAGGAGAAAAAGAAAGGUUGCCCAGAGAGAAAGAGGCCAUCUCCACCUUACAUCCUGUGGUGCAAGGAUCAAUGGAUUGAGAUUAAGAAGGAGAACCCGGAAGCAGAGUUUAAAGAGACUUCAAACAUUUUGGGGACAAAAUGGAAGAGUGUCACUGCUGAGGAGAAGAAGCCCUAUGAGGAGAAGUACCAAGCUGAAAAGGCAGCUUACUUGCAGAUAAUUGCGAAAGAAAAGCGCGAGGCCGAGGCGAUGAAGCUUUUUGAAGAGGAGCACAAGCAGAGGACCGCCAUGGAGUUGCUUGACCAGUAUCUCCAGUUCAAACAGGAAGCCGAAAAGAAGGAUAACAAGAAGACCAAGAAGGAAAAAGAUCCAUUGAAGCCAAAACAACCCAUGUCGGCAUAUUUCUUGUUCUCCAAUGAGAGGAGGGCUGCUUUGCUUGCUGAAAGCAAGAAUGUGUUGGAGGUUGCAAAGAUCACAGGAGAGGAGUGGAAGAACCUGUCAGAGAAAAAGAGAAGGCCUUAUGAAGAGAUGGCUAAGAAGAACAAGGAGAAAUAUAUGGAAGAAAUGGAGGCGUAUAAACAGAAGAAGCAAGAAGAGGCUGAGAAUGUUAGAAUGGAAGAGGAAGAGCAGAUGAAGCUUCAGAAGCAAGAAGCCUUGCAACUGCUGAAGAAGAAGGAGAAGACUGAAAACAUAAUUAAGAAAACGAAACAAAAUCACCAGAAAAAGAAGAAGGCAGACCCCAACAAGCCUAAAAAGCCGGCAUCCUCAUUCAUCCUCUUCAGCAAAGAAGCUAGGAAGAGCCUAAUGGAGGAAAGGCCCGGAAUCAGCAACUCCACCUUGAAUGCACUGAUAUCAGUGAAAUGGAAGGAAAUGAGCGAAGAGGAGAGAGGGAUAUGGAACGCGAGAGCAGCCGAAGCAAUGGAGGCGUACAAGAAGGAAUUGGAAGAGUACAACAAGAAUGUGGCGGCAGCAGCCACUGUUGACGAGCUAGAGCAGUGAAAUUAGACGCGUUGGUAGUUGGCUAUUGGUUUGAUAGCUUUCGAAUAUCGGUUAACCUCAUUGAUUUUCUUUCUCCUUUAGGUUGUUCUUCUAACUUCCAAUGAAAUCUCUGUUUGAGCAGAGUAUAUUCG